CUCGGCGCAAAACGCCGGAAAACGUAACGUGUUUUAUCGAUUUCGUCGUACGUGGGUCGGCCAUGUUCGCGUUUGCCAUCGGUCAGGCGCACUCGCGUCCUACCUACCUCCUCUGUAGAAGAGCCGUGCCACGGAUAGAUUUUCCACCGUUCUACCAUCGUCGUGGAUGUCGCAAGGGCGUUCGACGACAAAGACGAAGACGAGGUGGAUGAGAACGAUGCGUCUCUAAACGCGAAAUAACAUUUGUGCGAGUUAUCAAUCUUCUCCAAUACCAUCGUUUAUAGUUUUUUCCUUCUUUCUCUGUCCGUCUAUUUCUCUAUCCAUCUAUCUCGGUCUGUCUACGUCGAGAGAGAAUACAACGACGAAGUAUCCACUACUACGAUCUUUUCUUUUAACGUCAUUUGUUCUUCUAUCGGACGGCGGCACAACGACGGGGUGGAUCCUUGGGCUGGUGGAGAUAACGCACUAAAUAAAAAAUCACGUUUGAUAAGGAAUAUUAAAUUACUUUUGAAUCGUCUAGAAAAUGCCACCUGUUAAAAGAGAAGCACCAUCAGAACCGGCGCCUGCAGCAGCUACCUCAGAAAAUGUGGAAACGCAAGAGGAAACGUCGAACCUUCCGCAAUUGACGUUGAAGGCGAUGACGAGUACCGAGGAAGCGGUAAGAAGCGAGACAGAAUCGGAAGUCACGACGGAAAGUACGAUGAAAAAUUUAAAGGAUCAACUCGGAACGUUAUCGAAAGAUUUGGCCGAAGAAAUGGGAAUACCAACGUGGGGCUUGGUCGCGAUUUUAAUAGCCGUCGGCGUAGUCGUUCUUGGAAUUUGUUUCUGCUGUAUAAGAAGAUGCUGUCGCAAGAGACGUUCCAAGGACGGCAAAAAGGGCCUAAAAGGAGCGGUAGAUCUAAAAUCAGUCCAGUUACUUGGAAGUACGUAUAAGGAUAAGGUACAGCCGGAUAUGGAAGAACUCACGGAUAAUGCGGAAGAGCCCGACGAGGCUGAAAGCAAGCAGAGCGAAGUCAAACUCGGAAAGCUUCAAUACAAGCUCGAGUAUGACUUCAAUUCAAACAGUUUGGCAGUGACGGUGAUACAGGCCGAAGAAUUGCCAGCUUUAGAUAUGGGCGGCACUUCGGAUCCUUACGUAAAGGUAUACUUGUUGCCCGAUAAGAAAAAGAAAUUCGAAACGAAGGUCCACAGAAAGACGCUGAGCCCAGUCUUCGAGGAGACGUUCGUUUUUAAGAAUGUACCGUACGCGGAGGCCAUGAACAAGACUCUGGUAUUCGCGAUUUUUGACUUUGAUAGAUUCUCGAAGCACGAUCAAAUCGGUGAAGUGAAGGUACCGUUGUGUCAGGUCGAUCUCGCACAGACCAUCGAGGAAUGGCGAGAAUUGCAGAGCGUCGAAGGAGAGGGUGGACAGGAUAACAAAUUGGGUGAUAUCUGUUUCUCCCUGAGAUAUGUACCAACGGCUGGUAAACUCACGGUGGUCAUCCUCGAAGCUAAGAAUUUAAAGAAAAUGGACGUUGGUGGCCUCUCGGAUCCUUAUGUCAAGAUUGCGCUCAUGCAAAAUGGCAAGAGGCUCAAGAAGAAAAAAACAUCCAUAAAGAAGUGCACUCUUAAUCCCUAUUACAACGAAUCGUUCACUUUUGAAGUUCCCUUCGAGCAGAUCCAAAAAGUGCAAUUGGUCGUAACAGUAGUGGACUAUGAUCGCAUUGGUACUUCGGAACCGAUCGGCAAGGUCGUAUUGGGAUACAACGCGAGUGGAACGGAAUUGAGACAUUGGUCGGAUAUGUUGGCAUCUCCGAGGCGUCCAAUUGCCCAAUGGCAUACCCUCAAGGAUCCCGAGGAUGGAGAUAAGAAGGAUUAAAUUGAUUAAAAGAAUAUCCAAUCGAGGUAACGUCCCUCCUCUGCUACACCUAACCAAAAACAUACCAAAACUUUCUAUAAGAUGGGCUCAAGAGAUAUAGACGGCGCCUACACGCAUACCACAUCCACAUUAUAAUUUCUUUCGAAACGAGAUCCGAGAAAGCGUUCGAGAGAAGCGAGAACUCUGAGUGUCGAGAGAAUUCGUUGGCAAUAACUGAUCGUUUCUUUGCAGGAAUAUAUCGCACGAGAGAGACAGAAUAAAAGGAAACAAAAAUGUGUGAGAGUGUGAGAGAGAGAGAGAGAGAGAGAGAGAGAGAAAAUUAUGCAGAAGAAAAUAACAUGAUUAAAAGAAAGAGAGAGAAAGAUAGGAAGUAAGAAAAAAAUACUUAGCAGAUAUUAAACGAUCUAUGAUUAAACUAAAUAACAAUAAAUACCACCAAGGAUUUAGAAUUAACAAUAUGUUCUCAUGGAGUGUAGUGUCUUGUAUAUAUACAUGCAUACAUACAUACAUAUAUCUACUAUUACUUCUCUCCGUAGUUGUAACACAUUUGAAUAAUAAUUUCCCGAAUGAACACGCGUUCUCUAUUCAACUACGAGAAGCAUUUUGAAAAAGGAAAGGAAAAGCACACGCAACAUGUAUGUGUAUAUAUGUGUGAUGUGUGUGUAUGCUACAUAUAUAUAUAUCCGCACACACAUACAUUCAUUCAUACAUACAUACAUAUACAGACGUAUAUAUUUAUCCAGUUAUCCCGAAUAGAAUUCUUUAUAAAGCUAAAAUAAGAAAGAUAAUAAGAAAAAGACUAUUCUAAGGCUCUCACGGUCCCUUUGACGUUCCAGCGCAGAUUUAAUAAGACUCUUUGUAAAGUAAUCGAUAUUGUUCGUGUUAAAUACGUUGAACUGAAUGAGAAGCACAUAAAACAACUGACAUUAUAUACACGCAUAUGUACGUACAACACGCGUGUCACGAAAGGCGUGCACGUUGGGUAACCAAUGUGUGAACAUUUCUCGGGAGAAUAUAAGUAAAUCGUAAAAUGUAAUAAAAAGAACAAAAAGAAAAAAAAGAGACAUAGCGAGCUUCGUGCGUAAUUAAGUAAAGUAAUUAAGUAAGUAAUCACAAAAUAGUUGUCUUUUUGUGUACAAAAUAACGAGAGAGAGAGAGAGAGAGAGAGAGAGAGAGAAAGAGCGAACGUGCAGAAGUGCGAACGUGCGAACGAGCGAACGAGCGAACGAGCGAAAGAGAGAGAGAGAAAGAGAUGAAUAAACAAAAUAUAGAAAAGUAAUAUUUAAAAGGAUGACAACGAAGCUUCCGUCGAUCUUUCGACGCUUUUAAUUCGCCACGUACCAUCGACGCCUAUGACAUGUGGAGAGACAAAAAAGAAAGAAUACGUAAAAAGGGUAAGAGAGAAAGCAUCGAGCGACGGCUUCCGGUUGUGGCAAAGAUUCUCGAAGAAAGAUGUUAAACACAAUGAUUCAGAAAAAAAAACGAAAGAAAGAAAAGAGAAAAAAGACGGCUAUAUCCGUCACAGAGAAGACGCGUUAUCAAAGCAGACCAGAAGUGAAAGAGCUAUGGAAGAAAAGGAAAACAUAAAUUUAGAGAGACCUGGAGAUGACAUUUUUUGCUAGGUUGUCAAGAUCGAAAGCAUGCAAGGGUUGUUUCAUGUGAAGCACUCGUGAAAAGUUUUCCCUCAUUGAAGAAAUGUCUGCUUUGAUGAAUGUCUUCCAAACUUCGUAAAGAUGAUGCGACGAAGCACAUAUAUAUGUGUGUAUAUAUAUAUACACAUAUAUACAUACACACGUAUACAUAUAUGCAUAUGUAUAUAUACACAUCGUACAUAGCAUAGUAUACGUAUAAGUAGCAACGCGCUCGCUCGUUCGCUCGCACUACGCAUACUCAUAUGUGAUAACACUUACGAUUUUCUUUCUUUCUGUAUGUCGCGUAUGAAACGAGUGAGAAAUAAUUACAGAAAAAGAAAAGAGCGUAAGUCGUUUCUAUGUUGUAUACACGUGCAACGCGAAGGUGAGCGCGCAUACGUAUACGUACAUACGAGUGUAUAUCACGUAACACAUACACAAACACACAGAGAUACAAAUACCAUAAGUUAUAUCCGCAGAUAUUGUUAUUAUUGUUUUACAAAAAACAAGAAACUAUGAACAGGCCUAUCCUAUUGUAUGUACGUGCUUGUCACACACAUUUCGCCCAAUAAAUUAUCUCGAUCGAACGCGGACUUGAAAACAAUAAAGAAGACAAAAUGGCGAAGAUAAUAAAAAAAUAAUUGAUUUAAAAAAAUUUAAAAAGGAAUCAGUGACAUGAAGAAAAAACGGAUAAUAAAGAGAAGAAACGGAAAGAGAAGGGGAGAGAGAGAGAGAGAGAGAGAGAGAGAGAGAAAUACAACCUACAUUCUACGCAUUAAACAAUAUUUUUAAAUAUUUUAUGAAUUACAAGGGUAGAACCGUAUCGCCGUGAUAUCCGUCUUAAAUGAUUGUAAUAGAAUUUUAUGGAAGAGGAGGAAAGUUGAAGGAUUGAAAAGACAGUGAAGCAAAUAAAAUAGAAAAAAGACAAGAAUUUGUCUGACGUAUGUUAUCGGAAUGUUGCAACUCCUCGACCAUCCACCAAGAAAAUUAAGACAAAACCGUCGUUUGGUUCUAUCGUUUUCCAUUCAGGACCAAUUAUCUCGCUAACGCGUUUCAGAUAAAGUACUCAUUACUAUUAUUAUGCAGCAUUGUACUUAAAUGAAAAGCAAAAAAAAAGAAUCUUUAAAGCGAGUUCGUAAGUUUAACUGUUAAAAAGCGUCGCGGUUAGGACGAUGACAUCGAUGAAACGACGACGAGAAAAAAAAUAUUAAAUCGAGCUCCUCGUCGAUUAAUUCUCGUUAAUUAGCAUCCUUCUAUCUUUUUCUUUCUCUUUCAUACGAGCGAGAAUAAGACGACGUUACGCUAAGGCAUUAUAACAAUACAAGCAGUAGACAUUUUGUUAAGACGUGGAGAAAUUACACGUACUCGUUGCAUGUUUAGAAGCUAGAUUUUGGUAAUAUUCGAAAUUAUGGUGGGUACAGUGUGCGGUAUACAUAGGUCGGAAGUUGUGGCUCACACGGCGACAGUUUAUUAUUAUCUUCAUUAUAGCCUUUUCUCCUCGUUUCGAAAAUCUCUGUCUCGACGAAAUUUCACAAUUGCGGUUUUUCCGCGUGCGUGCUUUUUAGUAAUACGUGACGUAACGUCUUUCUUGCGACAGAAAUAUUUAAUGAAGGAUAGGGAAAGAGGGAGGGAGGGAGGGAGGGAGAAAGUGAGAGAGAGAGAGAGAGAGAGAAAAGCGAUUUUAAAUAAAAGCGUACGCACCGGUUACCCCUAUAAUUUACGAUGGUGGCGUGGACACAUUAGCUAUGCAAUAAACGGCCGCCUUUCAUUCCUUUCGAAAUGAUUUCCGCGCAUUCGUAUUGCGUAUUUGCCAUGUUAUCGCAACCGAUGAUGAUGCUGGUAAUGGUUCAUCAAUGUCAUCGACCACGUCUUUUCGCGACGUUACUUCAAAUAUUUAAUUGGAGAUUAGGGUGAUGAGAAUAAAAAAUGAAAAAAGGAGGACGCGUUACAGGUGAAGUUUGUUGGUUUUGUGGUUAGUUUUCGCAAGGGAGGAAAAUUGUCCAUUUUUUACAGUAGAUCCUGUGCGUUCUUUACAUAUAAGAUAGGAGGAUGCUUGUUUCUUGUUGUAUAAUAUCUAAAUUAAACGAAUGGUGAAAAAGUGAAAAAUCUAUAAAAGCAACAAAAAAAAAGCAACUUUCCUGCGUUUUAAGGGGCCGAUGCUUGAUUUCGUCCGCAGGAUCUACUUCUCUUUUUCAACGUAGACGCUCGCAGACUUCUUCAGAUCUCCAUUUAAGAAAUUAAACAAUUAAUGAAAAAGAAAGUUAGAGAGAAAGAAAAAAGAAAGAGUACGUCUUGAAAAGUGGGAGAAAGAAAAGGAAAUAGUGAUCCUGGCGGCAAGCAUCUUUUUGAAGCGUCCCAUCUGAAAAGAGAAAUAAUAUAUAAAUAUAGAUAUAUAUCCCAGAUGCAUAUAUAUCUUCUUCGAAGUAACGUGGACUUUUAGAAGAGAUAGAAAAUGAGAAAGAAAGCAAGACAGCGAGAAAGAAGCAGUUGAAACUCGUAUACUUUAUUGUCUCGUGCAAAUGAAAUCUUUAAAAGAAAAGAAAGGAAGAGAAAGGAAGAGAAGAGAAGAGAAGAGAAGAGAAAGAAAUCCAUAAAUGAAGUCAUCGAUUGAAACGAGGAUUGUAUCGGGAACUUGUAAUCAUUCCAUUGCAUAUUAUACAUAUUAAGGUUUAGUGCGACAAUGUACUGUAAAUCCAUAGAAGUUAUUAUGUCCUUAAUUAUUAUGUAAUAAAUAUUGUUGUUAACAUAAAA
Messenger RNA from Vespula vulgaris, 6240 nucleotides. It is a transcript of the gene Syt1, whose product is annotated as synaptotagmin 1. The coding region runs from base 524 to 1858 and encodes 444 amino acids. Gene Ontology annotation, molecular function: syntaxin binding; calcium ion binding; calcium-dependent phospholipid binding. The record is from RefSeq and is a predicted model, not a curated record. Gene Ontology annotation, biological process: regulation of calcium ion-dependent exocytosis; synaptic vesicle endocytosis; regulation of dopamine secretion. Lineage: Eukaryota; Metazoa; Arthropoda; Insecta; Hymenoptera; Vespidae. Gene Ontology annotation, cellular component: axon; dense core granule; synaptic vesicle membrane. The transcript is spliced from 9 exons.